GUUUGCGUAGCGAGCCCCAAGAUGGCGGCGCGGUCGUCGUCGGCGGUGGCCGGAGCGCGGGCGGUGGCGGCGGCGCGGCCGGGAGCGAGGGCAGGGGUGAGGCGGGCGAAGGGAGGCAGCGCGUAGCGAGACCCACGAAGCGAGACCCAGAAAGAGACUGUCGCGGGCAAGCGGUCCUCCCGCGCCCCCCCGUCCUUCGCCGCCCGGUGGGUCCCGCCCGCCCCCGCCCUCCGGGCCGCGCGUCCUCCGGCCCCGCCGCCCCCGGAGCGGAGGAUGAUGAAGCUCAAGUCCAACCAGACGCGCACCUACGACGGGGACGGCUACAAGAAGCGGGCGGCCUGCCUGUGCUUCCGCAGCGAGAGCGAGGAGGAGGUGCUGCUGGUGAGCAGUAGUCGCCAUCCAGACCGAUGGAUUGUCCCCGGGGGUGGCAUGGAGCCCGAGGAGGAGCCCGGCGUGGCCGCCGUGCGCGAGGUCUGUGAGGAGGCUGGAGUGAAAGGGACGUUAGGAAGAUUAGUGGGAAUUUUUGAGAACCGGGACAGGAAGCACAGGACUUAUGUUUACGUACUCAUUGUCACCGAAGUGUUGGAGGACUGGGAGGACUCUGUCAAUAUUGGAAGGAAAAGGGAAUGGUUUAAGAUAGAGGAUGCCAUAAAAGUUCUGCAGUAUCAUAAACCAGUGCAGGCCUCAUAUUUUGAGACCUUGAGGCAAGGCUGUCUGGCCAACAACGGCACCCCGGUGAUGAGCACGCCGUACUCCGAGAGCUCCGUGUCUGACAUCAGAUGACUGACGAGGCCCCUGCCAGAGCAAUUCCCUAAAGCAGACUGAGACCUGGAUUUCCCUCCCCUCCCCGUUUCCAUGCCUCCUCCCUCACACCAGGCAUGGGCAGCCGCCUGGGGCAGAGCAAGUGUUCAGAGUGCUGCGAUUUAGUGCAAGGUGGGAUGAUUUUUUUUGUUGUUGUUGGCUUUUUUUGCUUUUUUUUUUUUUUUUUUUUUUUUUUUUUUGGGAUCUGUAUUUUGUAAAAUACAUUUUGUGCAUGAAGUGCCCCUUUCCCGGUACUCCGCUCCACGGCCUGGAGGCUGCCAGCCCCGCAUCUGCCUUGUGCUCUGAAGUGUCCCAAGUGUCCCCUUCGUGUCACCCCAGCCAGAGCCACUUUUUUUUUUUUUUUUUAAAUUAAAAGACUUCCAAUGUGAGAUCAGCUCUUCAAGUCUUAGUCUGUACUGUAAGGUGCUGCUCAGACCCGUGUGGGGAUUACUCGCAGCACAUCUGUAUAAACUUUUUUUUAGAUGGAGGAUCUAACAUUUUAAUUUUGCGGGAGUUUUUUUUUUAAUCCUGGUCUGCUUCUGAAAAGAAGGGUUCAUAAUUAAUCUGUUUGCCUUUUGUUCUGUUUUUUAAAAACACACAUUCUGUGACAGUGCUAGUGGCUGGGCCAGUUUACUCCCCAACCAGUAUCUCCCGAUUUAGUGCAGUGACACUUGAAGUUGAGGGCAGAGUUCGGAUCACCUGCAGACAUCCCUGCAGACAUCCCUGCGGCUUUUCCGGCAGCUUCCACCAACGUUUCUGCAUUUCCACCUGAGGGAAACCGCACGGAGCUGGUCUGGAGCCGCUGGCCAAAACCAAACAGCCUCAGCCACGCUGCAAUAGCGCCCGGGUCGCGCCGGCUGCAGUGGGAGUCAGGGAUGCAGGGGGGCUUGGACGGACAAACUGCAGUGAGGCUCACCAACGCUGUCCCUGCUCCUGCUGCGUCCUGCUCGUGUCUCUCUUGUCCACAUGCCUUACGCCGUGCUGAACUGGACACUUGGGGUUUGUGCUGAAGCGUCGGACCGCGCUCACCGGGCGUCGCUGCCGCGCUCGGAGAACCACGCGCGUGUCCCUGAAGAGAAGUCCCGGGGGGAAAAUUCAGGUGUCCAGUCUCUUGUCCUGUGGUUCUGCAGCACUUAUGGUCGCACCGUGGAGCGUGCUUGAAGUGUGCCCUCUAUGAAAGGUACAGCUGCCUCCUGCAGGCAGCAUUCCCGGGGGAGCAGCACAGGAGAGCUCCCCGAUGCACAGGCACACUUCACUUGGGGGUUUGUUGUUUUAUUGCUGUAAGUUUCAUGCUGUCUUGAUUUGCCAACAGUGUUGUCUAGUUGGGAAAUAAAAUGGGAAGGGUUGGGGUUGGGGGGGUCGGUUGGGACAGGUACAAGUUUUGGGAGGGGCAUUAAUUAAUCCCUGGCUUGGGACAAGAGGUGGUUGCUGAGUUCAGUAACUUCUCCUUUGUCAGAGCAGAGCCAAGAUGUGAAAUUAAAUCUGCAGUACUUUUUUUUUCCUUUUUUUUUUCCUGCUCUUUAUUUAACAAAAAAAUAUUCUAAUAAACACUCACUGUUCUGGAGUUUUCUCUCUUCCUGAGAAGCGCUUACAAUAUGAAAAUCUGAUAGAAAUAUCCAUGGAGCCUGGGACAAGGGGAAUGGUAUCCUUGCUGGUUUGGCAAGAAGCUGUUCAUUUUAAGAUCCUUUUCUGUUCCUUUCCUUGUUCUCCCUGCUUUCAUCGGUGUGGAGUAGCAAGGCCAAAAGCAGUGCCAGUGAUCGCUGACAUGGAAAACCACGCGUAAGGAACAGCCCAUUAUUCAAGGAGUAGCUCAAACCCAAGCGUCUGGAAUUGAGCCCAAAUUACACCAGUUCAGCUCACUUCAACUUAGAGACGAAUGUACAAUCCUUUCUCACUAUGUGCUGGUCAGCCUGAACCAAACUCUCAAAAGGGCUUGAAUAUUCUAUCUGGAAGUGUCCAAGAAAUUCCCAGAGUCGCUGUCCCCGUGCCCUGCGAGGCACCUGACACAGCCAUCUACUGCCUUCAACGAGUCUUGGUCUCUACUGUACAGAUUAGUAUGUUGGAAAUGCUUUGCAACAAAACAGCUGGUACUCCUGAAAGAGUAACUGCAGUUUUAAUAUCAGCAGCAUGCACACUUUUGUUUUUAAACUAAAAAUGUUUUUACAGGGCUGUUAAACUGACAAUUUAGGGUAGAAUAUUGUUAAUGACUUGCUAAUGGCUUAUUUGUUUGGGUCAGAAAAAAUAAAUUGUGCCAAGAAAGUG
Haemorhous mexicanus (house finch) is the source of this 3063-nucleotide messenger RNA. RefSeq names its product nudix hydrolase 3 (gene NUDT3). Gene Ontology annotation, biological process: diphosphoinositol polyphosphate metabolic process; adenosine 5'-(hexahydrogen pentaphosphate) catabolic process; diadenosine pentaphosphate catabolic process. Gene Ontology annotation, cellular component: nucleus; cytoplasm. Gene Ontology annotation, molecular function: bis(5'-adenosyl)-hexaphosphatase activity; bis(5'-adenosyl)-pentaphosphatase activity; endopolyphosphatase activity. The transcript is spliced from 5 exons. The record is from RefSeq and is a predicted model, not a curated record. Lineage: Eukaryota; Metazoa; Chordata; Aves; Passeriformes; Fringillidae. The coding region runs from base 274 to 783 and encodes 169 amino acids.